CAAAAACUUUGGCUUGGCAUUGGAUGAUCUGAGGUUGAACGAACGGAGCUUCAUCAACCUCGGAAUUGAGCAGCUUGGAAGCUCCCACUCACGGCCACCUCCCUCCGCCUCAACACCCGGAUACACCAUCGCACCGUCCUGCCGGCCCCGACGAUACUCACAACCAAUAAAGACGCAAUGAGACCAACAGUCCGAUUAUCCGCCGCCCCCCGCAGCGUCUCAGACGCAACGCGGUUCACUGCGACCAUGCCCCAUGCCAGCUCCAAAGCCGCUGCACCACCACCUCGGUUUGCCUCCCCGAAAUCCGGAGCUGCGCCUCCUCCUCCUGCACCAGCUGGGGGACCCGUGCCCUUCGGCGGCGGCAGCAGUGCGGGCUCGAUACCAUUCGAAACCCCAGAACAAAAGGUGGCCCGGUUACGGGCCGCACAUCGGCGGGCAAAGGAGGCGCAGGUGUCGAAGUUCGACAGGAUUGUCGACGCAAGCAGGCGCGUGUUCGACUCAGCACAUAAAAUUACCGUCAAGGGGCUGGUUGGCUUCACGAUCAUCGCGGGCGUCGCGACCGUCUACACAGCCGUCGAUAUGAUGAUGUACAACAAGAAGCGCAGCCGCGAGUGGGUCGAGGCGCAAAAGAAGCUCGAGGCCGACAGUCUCGAGGCGGCCCGCCUCGCCUACAUGACGGGCAAGGCGACCGAUGAACAGAUUGCGCUGGUCGAAGAGUAUCUCGAGCGCGAGCGCGAAGCCGGCCGCAAGACCUCCUUCUUCGACAAAUUACCGAGCGCUCUUGAACCAUCGUCUCAACCAGCAACAGAAUCCCAACAACACAGCCAACAACAACAACCAACUGCAAGCGUAACCGAAAUCGUCUCCUGGCCAUCCUCAUCAUCCAAGCAACCCCUCACCGCCUCACCCUCCUCCACACCCGAAGAAGAAACCGCACCGUCGCCCACCAAAACCGGCCUCUGGGCCUGGCUCACCUCGAACCUCAAGCGCGAGGACGAAGGCCCAUCGCUCAGCGAGCAGGACGAAGGCGCGGGCGUGCGCGACAGCGACCUGGCGCGCGCCGUCGACGACAAGCAGGCGUACCUGCGCGCUAAGGCUCAUGCCGCGCUCGAGCGUGAGAGGGAGAACCAGCGUCAGGGCGGGCCGCUGGAUCGCGUCGGGUUGGUGGAGGGGGAGCAGGGGGCCGAGAAAAUUGUUGGUGGAAAGGAGGAGAAAACGGCGAGGAAGGGGUGGUUAUGGUGAUUUGAGCUUGGUUUCUCUAUUUCUGUGCCAUAUUGCCGCACUUUCAUCCUGCAUAGAGGGUGGCUACCGUACUUUGCUUUAUGAAGGUGUGGUAGCUCACCCUGCCGGACUGGGAGAGAAGUCACCCCCCGGUCACUAAACUGCGUAAGGUGAUGGGACCAUUACGAAGGUCCUGAUCGUCCUAUGGGAUUGAAUGGGCACAGUAUGCUCUACCACAGCGCUCCAGGCAAAGGGAGAAGGGGGCCCGACUGUAUCAUAUUGUAGGAGGAAGGGGUGGCGUGCAUCAUCUGGCGGGGAACCUGUACAUAGUUAAGACUUUUGAGCUUCUCAGCUUCAUUGGAAUACACCGAGCUCCCUCGCGAAGCGUUUUAGAAAAGGUCUCAUCGGAGGGAACUGAGCUUUAGGUAG
This is a messenger RNA of Parathielavia appendiculata, 1650 nucleotides long. RefSeq lists its product as uncharacterized. The record is from RefSeq and is a predicted model, not a curated record. The coding region runs from base 178 to 1242 and encodes 354 amino acids. The transcript has 2 exons. NCBI's taxonomy places the organism in Eukaryota, Fungi, Ascomycota, Sordariomycetes, Sordariales, Chaetomiaceae.